GAGUAUCUUCCCUUGUGUUUACUACUACUAGACUCUAGUCUAGAUCUAAAGUAUUCUAAAGCUACUAGUUAAAUCUAGUAUCAUUACUAUCAUAGUAUCAUGAUGUAGUGUACAGAGAUAUGUGAUUAUGUCGAAAAAAAAAACUAUUAUUGUAUACCAUAACCAUAACUCAUAACAUAGAAUAACUUAAGAAUGUGACAAUAAUCUAGAUUGAUUAAUUUUCAUUAAUUAAAUUUAAAGUAAAGCCACCCAUGCAUGGGUCCGGGGUAUGGCAGGCCCAUGCCCAUACAAUGAUACAUAGCAUACCUAGUAGUGACUCAUUUACUAGCAACUAGACAUAGUCUAGACGUUACUUCAAAAAAAGAUGAUUACAUCCUUAGCAUCAUACAUCUAGUCAUGCAUGUUAACCAAUGACUUAAAUUCUGCCAAAUCACUGGUUUUCCUGGCUGGCUCAGGCAACCCAUGCCAUGCUCUAAUGGCACUAGGGAAGAAGGAGCAUUAUUUGUACAAAUUUGUCCUAGCAUAUGGAAUGAGGAAUGUGCCUUAAUCCUUGUAUCUUUCUGAGUAUUUUAUUAGAUUUUGUUUUUGUAUUAGAAGAUUAUGGUUCAGUGCUUUAUGUAUAAUUGCUAAUUUACUUUUGAGUCUUCUACUAAAGGUGUUACUGUAGUCAAAUGUGAAUAUUUGUUUGUUAUGAAUCUCACUGCUCUAUUUUGUGUCUGUUUCAGUUUCAGUUUCUUCAUGUUUUCUUGAGUUGAAAUCUACUAAGACUACUAGAGAUUCUUGAGUAGUCCUCACCACAUCAAGAAAUGAAUCAGAUCUAUGGCCUCUCAUUUGUGGCUAGAGUUAUUCUCAUGCUGUAUGGAGUCUGGCAAGAUGCUCAUAUGUCAGUGAAGUUUACUGACGUUGAUUACCAUGUUUUUACUGAUGCAGCCAAGUUUGUUGUUGAGGGUGAAUCUGUUUACAAGAGAGCAACCUACCGUUACACUCCACUGCUGGCAUGGGUUUUAACUCUUAAUAUUUGGGUCACCCCUUUCAUUGGCAAGCUUAUUUUCAUAGCGUUUGACGUCCUGACAGGCCACACCAUUUAUACUCUUCUCCGUAAAAUGGGCCAUGAGCAUCACAUUGCUAGAAAUUGCUCCCUGUUCUGGCUGCUGAACCCUUUGUCUGCCACUGUGUCCAGUCGUGGGAACGCAGAGUCAGUCAUGGCGUACCUGGUCCUCGUGUCUCUCUUGUUGCUAGUCCAGGGCAAAACACUGUGGUCAGCUGUGUUUUAUGGCUUGGCCAUUCACUUUAAGAUCUAUCCCAUAACCUUUUCUCUACCUAUUUAUUUGUACCUGAAUGGUGAUGCUGCUGACAAUAAAAGCCAACAAAGGAAGUUCUGCUUCUGGAAGUUGUUGCUGCCCAACAGAGACAGGAUUUUGUUCUUUAGUAUAUCAGGUGGAAUAUUAGGAAUUUUAACAACUAUAUUUUAUUACAUGUAUGGAUGGACAUUCCUCUUUGAGACUUAUCUCUACCAUGUAGUCAGAGGUGACAUCAAGCACAACUUUUCACCUUACUUCUACCUACUCUACCUAACCUCCGACCCCACCCUCGGUGUACCCCUGUGCCUCCGCCUGCUAGUCUUUUUACCUCAAGUAAUCCUACUUGUGGCUGUGGCAUUGACAUUUCAUCGAGACCAGCCUAUGGCCUGGUUCUUGUGCACAUUCAUCUUUGUCAUGGCCAAUAAAGUCUGUACAUCACAGUAUUUCUUAUGGUAUUUGAGUCUACUGCCCAUAGUACUACCAUCCCUUCACAUGAAUGCUACUCAAUAUUUGAGUCUUGCUAGUUUAUGGUUUUUUGGCCAGGCUGUGUGGCUGUGUCCAGCUUAUUAUUUAGAAUUUGAAGGCUACAACACUUUUAUGUUGAUCUGGUUGGCUGGUUUACUAUUUUUCUGCAUCAAUGGCAUGAUUCUAUACAAUGUCAUUAAAAAUUAUAAGAAAAAUAAUUUUAAACACAUAGAUUAAUACUUUUUUUUAUCAAACUGUUUUUGCUGAAAUAUUGUUUCUUUUUUUUUCUUUAUGUGAUAAUUACACAAAGUCAUGUUGUUGAAAAACAUUUUAUUAUUAUAUUUUAUUUACUAAACAAGAACUAAAUAUCUGCCAUUUUAGUGUCCUAUAAUGUAAAGCUCAAUUUUUAACAUUUUUAUUUACUUUGGUAAAUUCAAAUUUGAUGAAUUUUGAUUUGGUCAAUGUCAUGAUUUUGAUUUUAAAGUAAAGUAACUUUUAACUUACUUCAACUCAAGAAAACAUAUCAGAGUUUUUUUGCUUCUUAUUUCUGCAAUAUUCCUGAAGCAUCGGACCAAAAAAAAAUUAAAAAGAAAUGUUUUUUGUUUGUAAAUGUGUGUGUGAGGACUUCUAAAUAGAAUUGAUGCAGUGCAUAAAAGGCUGAUGCAAGGAAGUUCAAGAUGAGAGACUGGGUGUAGUUUUUAUGAUUCAUAAGUCUCCGUCUCUAAAAUAAAACAACAGUAAAAACAAACUAAAUGUAUUGAGUUACUUUUGUGCUCAACAAAACACAAAAAUCAGUAACAACAAAGGAGGGUAAAUAAUUGCAUAGCAACUGUUGAAAAUGUUCAGCAUAUUGUUCCAGACAGAGAUUGCAUUGCUUCCUGAAGCUUAAAUAACAUUUAUGGACGACUUCUUGAUUGAGGUUGAUUAAUUCUUCAAGUUUGUUGAGUGUUGUUUAAUUGUUAUGGAGUGCAUAAACUCAGUCUUUGAUAUAGAUCCAUAGCCAAAAGUCCAGUAUCGUGAGGUCUGGAGAUGUGUUCAUUCCUUUGAUUCUCUAUGACCUAUCUACCGCUGUGGAAAAUGUUGAUCAAGCCUUUGUUGUGCUGGAAUACUGAAAUGAGGCGAGGCACCAUCGUGUUGAUACCAAUGUUGAUUGUCAUUUCUAAUGAUUUAAAAGUGACAUAGUGCAUUUUGUUUCUUGUAUUGUGACUGAUACUGAAGGUUUGUUCUGAUUGUAGUUUUGUUAGUUUUAGAGACAGACUUAUGAAUUGCAUUGUAUAUUUUAAAUAGUUCACUUGUGUUUCUACAUAUAUCUUUAUUGAAAUUGAAAGCUGUUUAUAUAUUCUCAAUAAAAUUUAAUUUUAUUUUGUUUAAAAA
Molecule: messenger RNA, 3140 nt
Organism: Biomphalaria glabrata
Lineage: Eukaryota; Metazoa; Mollusca; Gastropoda; Planorbidae
Product: GPI mannosyltransferase 1-like
Exons: 7
Coding region: 807-2003 (398 amino acids)
Biological process (GO): GPI anchor biosynthetic process
Cellular component (GO): glycosylphosphatidylinositol-mannosyltransferase I complex; membrane
Molecular function (GO): alpha-1,4-mannosyltransferase activity; GPI mannosyltransferase activity
Source: RefSeq, a predicted model, not a curated record